CGAUGAUGCGCUACACAAUUAAAUUUGCCCAGCCUCAUCAAACUCGUUUUGUGCUCCAAAUAGAGCGCUCAAUAAUGUUGCCAUUCCGCAUUUUGCGCAUGGAAUGGUACAGGAUCGCGAUUGUGAGAGCUAGGAGGUGCUUAUGCUUAUCAUAUGUCGGUGCUCAAGCUGAGCUUGUUGAGCACUGUAGUGCGCUUUCCGCUCAGGGGCCUGCUUCGAGCAUCGCGAUACUAUGACGGACUAGAGUAUCUUUCCACCUCUGCCUACUCCCUAUGUGUGUUUCGAUCCGCUUCGCCUAAUAUGAAAAUUUGACGGUGAAACUGAAGUGUCUCGUAGCAUCGUUGAAACAUUGCUAGGCAAGUUACAACUUUUGGGGGGCUUAAAAUGGUUGUAGCAACACUGUGAACAAUGUGUUUUGAAUCGGCAUACAGCUUGCUUAGAUCAAAAUAUCUCUUUGUCUCCGGAAGAUAUAUGUACCACAACGGCUCGUGUAUACUAGUUACUCCUCAGUUGCUGCUAUGCUUCAAUCAUUAUUAUGCACCGUUCUUUUACUAGAUUCUGAUGAUGGUGCCUCCGUCGCCGAUUGCCUUGAGGUCGCAUCUAAUGACAAUAGGAGUGCUGGAAGAUUUCUCAUGAUUGACAAGUGUAUACCGGAUAAAGUAGUUAAGCCUCAUUUGAUGGUAUCUACCAUGAACAUGUGCCGAAAAUCUUGAGUAUCGCAGUCGCAGGGGCAGUCGUGACAUCCUUAACGCUAUACAGCGAGACCAAUACACUCAAAAGUUCAAAAUUUGGAGAACAUGCAAGAAAGAUGCCAAUUUAUCGAUAAAUGGCUUGCUGUGUAAUGAACAGCACCCGUAUCACCGAGUGAAGAGUGAACAUGCUGAGAGCUCGAGUUUUAAUUUGCGUACGCUCUGUAGAUAAGGGUAUGCCGAUUUGCACGUAUAAACAUUCCGCGUCAUGCCGAUGAAAUCAAUUCUAUCACUCCAUCCAACUUUUCAAAUACUCUAAAACAUCAUUGCAAUCGCAACGCAAGCGUCUUAAUCGAUUCUUUCCGACAGUCUCAAUCUUUGAUCACGUAUCGAUUGCGACAUUCGGUUAAACAGUUUGAACACCACCGACCAAGUCACUGCGCUGCUUAAAUGUUUUGACGCCGAGCACUUUUACUUUUUGGAUUAUGUGUAUAAGUAAUUUACGAGAGCAUGAGCUCUCCCCACGAAGAAGCGCAAGAUGAAGUGGAAAAGUGACGACACGGCUACACAGCCGACUACUGACAAACGGAUAGGUUCAACUUAUGGAUAAGGCAAAUGCGUAAGGUAUUCACUGUGCUUGCAACUGGCAACUAGUAAAAAGCUGUGAAAUCGACACGAAUACUAGUGUUUUAUCGCUUGCUUGGUGAAACGGUUAUGUCUUUUGAAUUUCAAGCUCGGUCUUAAAUGCUCAAGAUCAGACAGAUCAAGUCAUAGGCAAACAAAUAAGCUGAUGGAUUUUAGGGACCAUACCCUUGCACACCGUUCAAGGGUAAAUGACAGAUUGUCUCGGAAAUACUUAAGUUCGCGGUAUCAUAUAAUAAUGACUUUUAGAUAUACUUUUUGACAGAGAACUAGCUGGAUUUGUUGUGAUAGAGCGAAAAAUCGCGGAUGCCGCGAUUGCUGAAUGUUAACGGCAUAACUGUUUCUAGACUAAUUCAGCAAUUCAACGAGCGAUGAUGAUGUCUACAUUGACGCAGUGGUCUGAAGAUCUCCAGCUGUGACUUUUGUUUUAAGUAAUAUGAAUAAAAUUUUGCUCGAAAAAGCGCAGAGUAAACUUACCCAUGGUCAUACCCAUGACGGAAGGCAACACAGUCGGCCACGACAGCAAUCAUAAUCAAUCAGUGCUCGCUGUGUGCGAGAUAGCGAUUGCGAAGACUGAAUAAGCUCAAGUUAAUCUCCGGACAAGAGUAUUGAUUCACUAGGUACCAGUCUCCAAAACUCGGCCAUAUGAAUUGUGUGUCAUCACAUUGCCGACGAGUUCGUCAAGGAUCGACCUGAACUCCAAUCUAAUCGAGGAUUUGAAACAAAAUCCUACGACUAAAAUGCUUUGGUGUCAAUUGUUGUGGACGAGCUGCAAAAAUAUCCGCACAGUACAUUGCGUUUAUAGUGCAUUUGCAGACGUGUGAAGAAGCAUCGGCAGUUUAGUAUGGGUCUUUCUGAUUUGGAUGAAG
Plasmopara halstedii is the source of this 2200-nucleotide messenger RNA. RefSeq lists its product as uncharacterized. The record is from RefSeq and is a predicted model, not a curated record. The transcript has a single exon. NCBI's taxonomy places the organism in Eukaryota, Oomycota, Peronosporomycetes, Peronosporales, Peronosporaceae. Bases 519 to 713 code for a protein of 64 amino acids.